AUGUCCAACCAGGCUGUCGGCAAUGUCUACCAGACGAUCAUCAACGAAGUCAUCGACGGCUCUCGCGUCGACUUUGACGAGAGCGGCGUGGAAGAGUCGGUCCUUGAGGAGCUGCGCCAGGUUUGGCAGCAAAAGCUGACUCAGCUUGAUGUCGCGAGGUUCCCCUGGGAUCCAAGACCGGAGCCUACACCGGCUGCGGCAGAGCAGCAGCCACCUGCUCAGUCUUAUACCAACCCUCAGCUUCCUUUCCCGGCUGCUACUAAUGCGCAUAAUGGCGCUACCGGUGCUACCUAUAUCAAGGAAGAGCCUGGUGUUGUCAUCAAGGAGGAACCAGGCACGCAAAUUUCAGCAAUUCCCCAGUACCCGGCUUACAACGGCCUGGACAACUCCAACAGCGUCGCCGCGAAUCGUGCCGCGCAGCAGUUGCAAGCUCAGUAUGGGCAACGCGCCGCAGGCUCGAUAAACGCUAUUCAAGAUCGCAUGGGUCAACAGACGCCGCAAUCGGGCAACACAUCACAGCCGCAGCCGCCUGCGGGUCAAGCACAGCCGCGUAAUAACAAGCCGCCAGCAGCCCAGCAAGUUCAAGACCAACAGACCGAUGGUGCCGGAGAUGAAGAUGAUGAGGACUUUGAGGGCGUCCUUUUCCGGCGGAGGGAGGCUGGCACUCUGGAUGAGCUCGGUCGAGUAGAUAUCGACCGCAUCCUGCACGCCAGGAUCGCCGCUCAGGCUCGCAACAUGGAAGGCGGUGGCUUGAUGCUACCCUUGAAAGAAGCAGCCAAGAGCAAGAGCACCGCUUCAAGAAGUCACAAGGGUAAGGGAGUGGGCGCUUACGAUGGUGGAGACGAGGAUGAGGACGAAGAAGAUGAGGAUGCUAUUAACUCGGAUCUCGACGACCCUGAUGAGGAUCAAGACGAGGAUGAAGUCGAUGACGAGGGUCUUGGUCACAUCAUGCUAUGCAUGUAUGACAAAGUCCAGCGAGUCAAGAACAAGUGGAAGUGUACACUUAAAGACGGCGUUCUUACGGUGAACGGCAAGGAGUACGUUUUUCACAAGGCCACUGGUGAAUAUGAGUGGUGA
Messenger RNA from Beauveria bassiana ARSEF 2860, 1077 nucleotides. Its product is annotated as transcription factor IIA. Bases 1 to 1077 code for a protein of 358 amino acids. Lineage: Eukaryota; Fungi; Ascomycota; Sordariomycetes; Hypocreales; Cordycipitaceae. Gene Ontology annotation, biological process: transcription by RNA polymerase II; transcription initiation at RNA polymerase II promoter. The transcript has 3 exons. Gene Ontology annotation, cellular component: transcription factor TFIIA complex. The record is from RefSeq and is a predicted model, not a curated record.